AUGGCUCCCCCUAACCCUAUAUUCACUCCUACUAAAGGGAAGUGUCCUGGCCCUCAGGCAUUCUAUGCCGGUCUCGAUGGCUACGUCAACCCGGAUGCUAAUGUCCAUGAAGAAUAUCAAUCUAGCCUUCGCCACGCGACCCCACAAUCCUUAUUUGAUGACGCUUUCUGCAGUUAUGACGAUUCGUCGAUUACACAGGAGGACAUUUUCGGUGCAAGGAUCGUCCACCAUACUGAGACGGAUAUCGACUCGGAAGAUAGCCGCCCCAAAUGUUAUGUUGAUGAGGACUCAAAUCUCGAUGACCCAGAGUCUUCGAGCACGAAUCCCACUCAUCCUGUUGAACUCUUUGACCCUUUCGCGCCCGUUGGCUCAACUAUUAAUCCUGGACUUCUCUCCUCUAUUCGUUCAGCGGGCAUUGAAACCCACAUCAAACACAACGCAACUGAGAAGGUUCUGCUACAAACAGAAUCCACUACUGCCGACAGCAAAGCCAUGCAAGAUCAGAUUAAAGCUGAUUUCGAUAAGGAGAUGCUUCAAGAUGCCAUGGCCAUCCUGAAACUCCAAAAUCUCAUCAUCUUGAGUAAGCACGAUCAAGCUUGCCUCAAGAAGGACAUUUACAUAGUGAUGGACAGAUGGCCGACACAGGAAUUGGCGGAUACUCUCUUGGCCCUAGAAGAUCAGUCUACUGUUGACGGUACAUACAAACUUUACCAACUUUUACUGUCUCUCAUCAAAGACUACUUGGACAAGGCGACCUCUGAUUUCCUCCCACGAGCAUAUCGAGGUCUUCCUGUGGUGGACUCGGGCUUGACUUACAACGAGCGCCAAGGGCUCGAGGGGGGGGUUGACCUGGAUAUUCUCGACAAACCUGGACGGAAACUUCUUUUCUGGGCUUUCCUAAGACACGAGUUGAUGAGCAAGGUUCGUCUUUACGUCGCGGUUAUUGGUCGUAGCUAUAGGCCUCCAGCCUAA
Fusarium proliferatum ET1 is the source of this 972-nucleotide messenger RNA. RefSeq lists its product as uncharacterized. Lineage: Eukaryota; Fungi; Ascomycota; Sordariomycetes; Hypocreales; Nectriaceae. The coding region runs from base 1 to 972 and encodes 323 amino acids. The record is from RefSeq and is a predicted model, not a curated record. The transcript has a single exon.